This is a messenger RNA of Alligator sinensis (Chinese alligator), 1957 nucleotides long. RefSeq names its product interferon regulatory factor 5 (gene IRF5). Gene Ontology annotation, biological process: immune system process; regulation of transcription by RNA polymerase II. Gene Ontology annotation, cellular component: nucleus. Lineage: Eukaryota; Metazoa; Chordata; Crocodylia; Alligatoridae. The transcript is spliced from 10 exons. The coding region runs from base 186 to 1388 and encodes 400 amino acids. Gene Ontology annotation, molecular function: DNA-binding transcription factor activity, RNA polymerase II-specific; RNA polymerase II cis-regulatory region sequence-specific DNA binding; protein binding. The record is from RefSeq and is a predicted model, not a curated record.
CAGGAGCCGGCCCGGAGCAGCGCGGGGGAAGCGGCCUUUGGGCAGAACCAAGUUUCAAUUUCGUCUGUGUCACGCUGAGCCAUCAGUCGGACCCGUCCGGGCUCCCGAUGCACCGCGGCUGCCCUCCUUCCUCUCAUCAUUCAGAGAUCGGCGAGCUCCCAUCUGGCUGGAGGCCGUGAGUCGCCAUGAACCCGCACCCUCGCCGCGUCCGCCUGAAGCCCUGGCUGGUCGCCCAAGUGAACAGCAACCAGUACCCGGGGCUGCAGUGGGUGAACGCCGAGCGCAAGCUGUUCUGCAUCCCCUGGCGCCACGCCACGCGGCACAUCCCCACGCAGGAGGACGAGAACACCAUCUUCAAGGCUUGGGCCAAGGAGACGGGCAAGUACACCGAAGGGGUGGACGAGCCGGACCCGGCCAAGUGGAAGGCCAACCUGCGCUGCGCCCUCAACAAGAGCCGGGAGUUCAACCUGAUCUAUGAUGGCACCAAGGACACCCCCAUGCAGCCCUACAAGAUCUACGAGGUGUGCGAGCUGCAGCAGCCCAACGGAGGUACCGCGACGGGGGGGUCCCCACCAUAUAGCGGCUGGGGGCAAGAUGAGGACGAGGACGAGGAGCUGCAGAAGAUGACAGCGCUGACGAUAGCGGUGACGGACCUGGAGAUCAAGUUCCAGUACCGGGGCCGGCCGGUGUGGUCCCUGACCAUCAGCAACCCGCACGGCUGCCGCCUCUUCUACAGCAACCUGGAGCCCACGCAGGAGCAGGUGGAGCUGUUCGGGCCGGUGACGCUGGAGCAGGUGCGUUUCCCCAACACCGACCACAUCCCCAACGAGAAGCAGCGCUUCUACACCCACCAGCUGCUGGACGUCCUGGACCGGGGCCUCAUCCUGGAGCUGCAGGGCCAGGACAUCUACGCCAUCCGGCUCUGCCAGUGCAAGGUCUUCUGGACGGGGCCUUGCGCUGCCGAGGGCACCGGCCCCAACCCCAUCGAGCGCGAGAAGAAGACCAAGCUCUUCAGCCUGGAGAACUUCCUCAACGGCCUCAUCCUGUUCCAGAAGGGGCAGACGCCCACGCCGCCCCCCUUCGAAAUCUUCUUCUGCUUCGGCGAGGAGUGGCCCGACCAGAAGCCCAAGGAGAAGAAGCUCAUCACUGUCCAGGUGGUGCCAGUGGCCGCGCGGCUCCUGCUGGAGAUGUUUUCCGGGGAGCUGUCUUGGUCGGCCGACAGCAUCCGCCUGCAGAUCUCGCACCCGGACCUCAAGGACAAGAUGGUGGAGCAGUUCAAGGAGCUGCACCAGAUCUGGCAGAAUCAACAGGGCCUGCAGGGGCCCCCGGCAGCCCACGCCGGGCCCAGCCUGGAGCCGGGCGCGGGCGUGUGGCCCAUGCAGCAGUGAUUGAGCGGGCACAGCCCAGGAGUGUCCUGCUGGGCGAGCCAGACACAGCACGAGACGCUGCUUUGCUGGCCAUGGGGCUGGCCAGCUCCGGACUGCGAAGGGGGCAGCGGCUGGGGGCCCCGGGACUGGGUCCUGCCCCGUCUCCAACCCCUGGGGAGCAGUCGGAGGUUGCAUGGCCCCGGAAGCAUCUCCGUGCCGAGCUUUGCGGUGGCGAUUUCCAAGGCAGGGCCUGGGCCAGAGCCCAGGGGAGCCACAGCCCGUCCUCAAUCCAAGGUUCCUGCCACAUGCAGCGCGGAGCAGGAGAGAUGGGCGCAGCUUACGUCGAAAACACUGCACCCGGCUACAGCCCAGCCCAGGUUCUCGGUUGGCUGGGCAGGCGGAUGCACCUGCGGCACCGGGCCAGGCUCCUGCUGGCCGGGGGGUGGGGGACAGACUUUGGGGAUGUGUGGGGCUCUCCAGUGGCUUCCUGGCAGACUAGCCCUGCUGGGCCGGGUGCUGUGUUGGGCACAGGAGUUGCUGAUGCCAUCUCCAGGGGCGGUGAUAAUAAAGCAACCCCUUGUGUACAUGGA